UGCAUGCUGCGUAGGUAAAGGAAAUGGAAACCACACGUAUAAGAAUGAAAAUAACUGAAGCUCAAUGACGGAGUGACGAUUUUGGAUGAUGACUGCAAGGAUUAGACUGGAUUUAAGUAUAUUUUAAGACCAUCUGUAACACACCUUGCUUGUAUUUAAGAUAGAUUGAAAGAUGGUUUUGUUUCUUGAAAUGUUGGUAAUUUUCCUCCUGCAUGUGAGCACUGACGCACAAGGUCCCCCUAAAUGUCCUCUCUUUAAAGUUCAGAGAGGGACUGUCCAUAAAGCCUUCAUAAACAAGCCUUUGAGGAUCUCCUGCAAUCUGCUGUAUUGUGAUGAACAGAUAUUCAAUGUGACGUGGACCAAAGAAGACUUGAAAGAAUGGAUUCCAGUCUCUGAAGCAGAUCAGAUGUCAACAUCACAGAACUAUUCAUCGUCCGAUCCAAAGAUGCUGUCUUCAUAUUUAACUUUCACAAACAUGUCGAAGCAUCACGACGGUCUGUACCGAUGCGAACUGAAGUCCUCAAACUUCUCUAUAGUUAGCCAUUAUAUUAAUGUUUCUGUCUCAGAUGAUAUGCUGGAAGAUGAAAUGCCUUCUGAAACAGAAAGUGAAACCACUGACAGCAGCUCUGAUUCAGGACUGUGGUGGCUGCCGUAUCUCUUUAUCUCUUUGGGUAUAGUGAUUCUGGUUGCCAUGAUAACGCUCAUCUCCAUCCUGUUUAUUAAUGGAUUUAAAAGUUCAAGAAGAAAGAAAGCACAUAGACCGCAGGUUCAGUAUACAGCAACAUCUUUCUUGCCGUCGUCUCCCAGCCGCAGUUUUCUGAAGCGUGAAUUCUCAGAAGAAUCCCUGCAGCACUCUCGUGACAGCAACACAUGCAGUUUAACGUUACCACCCGGACGGUCUGCAUUACGUGUGUCAGAUUGUAGUGAUGAUCCUUUCUCUAACAGGAGAGAAAGCAGAUCAAGCCAGGUUGUAUACGCAUCUCUGCAUCACCUCGCACCAUCAUCUGCUACACCCCGUCAGACACGGGAGGAGUUUUCAGAGUAUGCAUCAAUCCGGGUCUCCUGAGUUUAUGGGUUAUGCAUAACCAGGCAAAGAUUACAACAUUUUUACGUUUCCAGACAUAAAGAGUGAUGCAGUUUUGUGAAACCGCACAGUAGCCUACUGUUAGUGUUAAUCUAUUCUGUCUACCAGGAAGCAGGAGAUGUAUGCAUCACACUGCACAGUGCAGUUCAUCACAUGGUUUACUUUCCUCAUUACAUCAUGGAAAAUCAUUGCUGUGAGCUCGGUGAGGUUUCUAUAAGUGAAACUCAAAACCAGUAAUCACGUGUCUGAUGCAACACAUCCAUACACUGAGGACUAGUCUAAGUGUGAUACACCAAGACUAAAAAAUGUAUGUUUUCCUAGAAUGAAGAUUUUUUGCUAUUGAUGUUCCAGCUACAUUAAUUAUUAAUUAAUUAAUUAAAAUGUAAUUUGUACAUAAGUGAUUAUAUUUACUUUAUAAGUGUUUUGAUGUGGACAAAUUUAUACUGGUGAUUUUUUAAUUUUUUUUAACUUUUAUUUUAGUCUGUUUUAACUUUUUGUUGGUUUUAUGGAUAUAAAAAUCAUCACAUCUGCAGGGAGUCAACCUAGGGUCAAAUAUCAUAGGCUCUUUACAUUUAACCCUUUCAUGCAUGGCGUUCACUACAGUGGACAGAUAUGUUACUCCCUCAAAAUAAAAUAUAUUGGGAAAGAAAAAAAACAACAACAAAAAGUUAUUGUCAGGUUGGUUAUUAGUAGAUGAUACCAACCCCCAAAUGGAGGACUGUAAAUGCUUCUAGAUGUUUUGUUUAAAAUGCAGUUUUGAUCAUAAAUACUUAUUUGAAGCACAAAGAUAAGGGUGCAUUUAAAUUCUUAACAUAGUAAAAACAUGAGGAAAUGCUGUAUUUCUAAUGCCUGGGUUUGUGUAUGUUGUGAUGUUAUAUAUUAUUUGUUGCUUUGUUUAUCAAUGUUGAUCCUUCAUAAAUUGCCCAGUGAAGGGACAGCAAAGUGUACUUAUACAAUAAAUAAGUUAAUAGUUACAAUGGUAACAGCAAUUUGUUCAUUACACAGUAAUUGCUUUUUGUUGUGUUUUGGUGAUUUUCAGCUUAAAGGACCUUUUGAAUCACAAAUACUUGGAAAUGUAAAUUACUUGAAACACAAAAAUCAUGUUAAACAAUAUUACUGAAAUAUUAAGGGUGAAUUACCAGCAUGCAUUGCAGCAUAAAUAAAUUGUUACUGUUGUUUCGAUGUUUGAUGACAUUUGUUUAAAGUUUUGUAGUUUCGUCUUUAAUGUUAUUUGUUGUGUUUGAUGUUAAACAGCUCCUGAUUUUAAAAGUUCGUAUUUUUUCUGCUUUGAGAUUGAUUCUAACUUCUUAAAGUCAGUUGCAUAAAAUGUUUUUCAAAAAAGGUCUUAUUUACUUUUGAAAUUAAGACUAAUUAGCACUUGGCUAACUGCUAGUUGGUUAAUAGUCUUAAUAAAGUGGCUGUUUAUGCAACUGGGUCCAGUAGAUGGUGCCAUUUCUCUAAAUAUUGCUUCAGUCCACCAAGCGUAACCAGUUUGAGACCCUUUGAAAGCAGGGGGGGGGUUUAUACCUGGGUCACACUGUAAGCAUUUAUGGUGAAAAAAUGUCUGGACAGAAAUGUCUGGUUAGAAUUAAAUUAGCAGUGUUAUUAAUACAUUUAAAAAAUAUAGAUAUUUCUGUAAAUAAUAAUAAAUAAUAAUAAUAAUAAUAAAAAAAACCUGACUGUUGCAUAUGUGGGAUGGCUGGGGCCACACAUGGCAUGUACAUGGGGCUUAGAUUUUUGGGUGGAUCUUCAUGGUGCAAAAUGUACAUGUAUAAGUCAUAUCAUAUAACUCAUGAGAAAUCACUUAAUAAUUAUGCAUUCUUUGGUUGCUUUGUGUAUUCUUCUAAUGUAAUAACUGCAUAUGCAAGAUAAUAAAGAAACCAUGG
Carassius gibelio (silver crucian carp) is the source of this 2970-nucleotide messenger RNA. RefSeq lists its product as uncharacterized. The transcript is spliced from 6 exons. Gene Ontology annotation, molecular function: signaling receptor activity. Gene Ontology annotation, cellular component: plasma membrane. Bases 173 to 1066 code for a protein of 297 amino acids. The record is from RefSeq and is a predicted model, not a curated record. Gene Ontology annotation, biological process: immune response-regulating cell surface receptor signaling pathway. Lineage: Eukaryota; Metazoa; Chordata; Actinopteri; Cypriniformes; Cyprinidae.